AUGGGUGUCAGCCGGAGGAAGCUGGUCCCAUUCUGGGUCCUAGCCCUGGCCCUGACUUGCAGUCAACACACAGGCCAGGCCCAUCAGGACACUCUGAAAUCUGCCCAGGAGCCUCCCUCUGACUUCUCUCUCCUUCAAGGGCAUGAUGCUGUCCCACUCCAUGGGGUGACCAUCAUCCCACCUCUGAAGACUGUCUCCGUGGUACAAGCUCUCAACCCAGCACAUACCGGGAGGGUGUGCAGCACAUGGGGCAACUUCCACUACAAGACCUUUGAUGGCCAGGUCUUCCGCUUCCCUGGCCUCUGCAACUACGUCUUCUCUGCACACUGUGGGGAUGCCUAUGAGGAUUUCAAUGUCCAGCUACGCCGUGCCCAAGAGUCUAAUUCCACCACUCUGAGCAGGGUCAUCAUGAAGCUCGACGGCUUAGUUGUUGAGCUGACCAUGAGCUCCGUAUUAGUCAAUAACCACCCGGCCCAGCUGCCCUUCAGUCAGUCUGGGGUCCUCAUUGAGCUCAGCAGCGGCUACCUGAAGGUGGUGGCCAGGCUGGGCCUGGUCUUCGUGUGGAAUGAUGACGACAGUCUCCUGUUGGAGUUGGACACCAAAUACACCAACAAGACUUGUGGUCUUUGUGGAGACUUCAAUGGCAGUCCAGAGUCCAGCGAGUUCCUCUCUCACAAUGUUAGACUGACACCUCUUGAGUUUGGGAACCUCCAGAAGAUGGACGGCCCCACAGAGCAGUGCCAGGACCCCCUCCCUGUGCCCCAGAAGAACUGCUCCACCAAAUCUGGCAUCUGUGAAGAGAUCCUGAAAAGUCAGCUGUUCUCAGACUGCUCAGCCCUAGUGGACAUCAGCAGCUACCUGGAGGCUUGCAGGCAGGACCUCUGUCUCUGUGAGAGCCCCGACCUGUCCAGCUGUAUCUGCCAAACUGUGGCUGAAUACUCCCGGCAGUGUGCCCAUGCUGGAGGAAAGCCCCAGGACUGGCGGGGUCCCAACCUCUGCUCUCAGACAUGCCCCUUCAACAUGCAACACCAGGAAUGUGGCUCACCCUGUGUGGACACCUGCUCCAACCCCCAGCGCUCCCAGGUCUGUGAGGACCACUGUAUUGCUGGCUGCUUCUGUCCUAAGGGAAUGGUGCUUGAUGACAUCAACCAGACAGGCUGUGUUCCCAUGUCCCAGUGUGCCUGUCUGUACAAUGGGACAUCUUAUGCGCCUGGUACCAAUUACUCUACUGACUGCACCAACACAUGCUCUGGAGGGCGGUGGAGCUGCCAGGAGAUCCCAUGCCCUGGCACCUGCUCCGUGCUGGGAGGCUCCCAUUUCUCCACAUUUGAUGAAAGGCAGUACACAGUGCAUGGGGAUUGCAGCUACGUGCUGAGCAAGCCCUGUGACAGCAAUAUCUUCACUGUGCUGGCUGAGCUUCGAAAGUGUGGGCUGACAGACAGCGAGACGUGUCUGAAGAGUGUGACGCUGAGCCUGGGUGGGGGGCAGACGGUGGUCAUGGUAAAAGCCACUGGAGAGGUCUUUGUGAACCAGAUUUAUACCCAGCUGCCGGUGUCUACAGCCAAUGUUACCCUCUUCCGGCCUUCAACCUUCUUCAUCAUUGUCCAGACCCACGUGGGUCUGCAGCUUGAGAUCCAGCUGGUGCCCCUCAUGCAGGUGUUUGUGCGGCUGGCACCUGAGCUCAGGGGUCUAACCUGUGGGCUCUGUGGGAAUUUCAACAGUAUCCAGGCCGACGAUUUCCAGACCAUCAGUGGGGUUGUGGAGGGCACAGCAGCCGCCUUCUUCAACACCUUCAAGACCCAGGCGGCUUGUCCGAACGUCAAGAAUAUCUUUGAGGACCCCUGCUCUCUCAGCGUGGAGAAUGAGAAGUAUGCUCAGCACUGGUGUUCUCAGCUGACUGAUGCCAGCGGCCCAUUUUCCAAAUGCCACAGCACCGUGAAUCCCAGCACCUACUACUCGAACUGCAUGUUUGACACGUGCAACUGUGAGAAGAGCGAGGACUGCAUGUGUGCCGCCCUGUCCUCCUAUGUGCAUGCCUGUGCUGCCAAAGGCGUGCUGCUCGGUGGCUGGAGAGACGGCGUCUGCACAAAGCCUACAACUACCUGCCCCAAGUCGAUGACCUACCAAUACCACAUCAGCACCUGCCAGCCUACCUGUCGAGCUCUGAAUGAGGAAGAUGUCACCUGCCGUGUCAACUUCAGCCCUGUAGAUGGCUGCGCCUGCCCUGCAGGCACCUUCCUGGAUGGUUCAGGCGAAUGUGUGCAGGCCAGCAGCUGUCCCUGCUACCACAGGGGAUCCACAGUUCCCAACGGCGAGGCUGUGCAUGAGAGUGGGGCCGUUUGCACCUGCACCCAAGGGACACUGACCUGCAUCGGAGGUCCUGCCCCGACUCCAGUGUGUGUUGCACCCAUGGUCUAUUCUGACUGCCGCAAUGCCACGUCUGGAGACACUGGAGCUGGAUGUCAGAAGAGCUGUCACACCCUGGACAUGACCUGUUACAGCUCUGAGUGCGUGCCUGGCUGCGUAUGCCCGGACGGGUUGGUGGCAGAUGGUAAUGGAGGCUGUGUUGUUGCUGAGGACUGUCCUUGUGUGCACAACGAGGCCACUUAUAGGCCUGGGGAGACCAUCCAAGUGGGCUGCAACAACUGCACCUGUGAGAACAGGAUGUGGCGGUGCACAGACAAGCCCUGCCUGGCCACCUGUGCUGUGUACGGGGAUGGCCACUACAUCACUUUCGAUGGGCAACGAUACAGCUUCAGUGGGAACUGCGAGUACACACUGCUGCAGGACCACUGUGAUGGGAACGGCAGCUUCCAGGAUGCCUUUCGUGUUGUCACCGAGAACAUCCCCUGUGGUACCACAGGAACCACCUGCUCCAAGGACAUCAAGAUCUUCCUGGGGAACUAUGAGCUGAAGCUGACUGAUGGCAAAGUGGAGGUGGUCCAGAAGGGCGUCGGGCAGGAGCCCCCCUACUAUGUCCACCAGAUGGGCAUCUACCUGGUGGUGGAAACUGAUGCUGGCCUGGUGCUUCAGUGGGACAGGAAGACCAGCAUCUUUCUCAGACUCAGCCCUGAGUUCAAGGGCAAGGUCUGUGGCCUGUGUGGGAAUUUUGACGACAAUGCCAUCAACGACUUCACCACGCGCAGCCAGUCUGUGGUUGGUGACAUGUUGGAGUUUGGAAACAGCUGGAAGUUCUCUCCAACCUGCCCAGAUGCCCUGGUGUCCAAGGACCCCUGCACUGCCAACCCUUACCGCAAGUCCUGGGCCCAGAAGCAAUGCAGCAUCAUCAACAGCGUGACCUUUGCCACCUGCCACGCCCAUGUGGAGCCUGCCAAGUACUACGAAGCCUGUGUGAGUGAUGCGUGUGCCUGCGACUCAGGGGGUGACUGCGAGUGUUUCUGCACUGCUGUGGCUGCCUAUGCCCAGGCCUGCCACGAGGUGGGCGUGUGUGUGUCCUGGAGGACACCGGACAUCUGCCCGCUCUUCUGUGACUACUACAACCCAGAGGGUCAGUGUGAGUGGCACUACCAGCCGUGUGGGGCCCCCUGCAUGCGCACCUGCCAGAACCCUAGUGGAGACUGCCUACAAGAUCUUCGUGGCCUAGAAGGCUGCUACCCCAAGUGCCCACCAACAGCCCCCAUCUUUGAUGAGGGCACGAUGCAGUGUGUAUCCAACUGUACAGACAACCCCUACUCACGUCUACCACACUGCCGCAUCAAUGGGAAGUCGUACCGAGCAGGUGCGAGGGUCCCUUCAGAUAAGAAUUGCCAUUCCUGCAUUUGCACAAAGAGCGGUGUGAGCUGUAGCUACAAUGUUUCGGCCUGUGUCUGUACCUACAGUGGACAGGACUUCCAUCACGGGGAAGUCAUCUACAACACGACAGAUGGCAUGGGAGGCUGUAUCUCUGCACACUGCGGGGCUAACGGCACCAUCGAAAGGAUUACUGACACCUGCAGCCCCACCACUCCCGUGCCCCCGACCACGUUCUCCUUCUCCACACCAGUUGUCAUGACCUCAGUGCCACCCUCCAGCACACAUCCCAGCCCUACCCUGAGUGUCGUGUACACAGGGUCCCCAAGCAGGGCGGCACCAACAACCAGCAACAUGCUGUCUGUCGAGACCCCUGCCACAGCCUCUACCUUGACCGCAUCUACGACAGCCUCCACCUUAACCACGCCAGGCUGCGAGGAAUGCUCCUGGUCUCCCUGGAUGGAUGCCAGCCGUCCUGGACGUGGCAUUGAUGGUGGUGACUUUGACACUCUGGAGAACCUCCGUGCCCAUGGCUACCAGAUCUGCCAAGUGCCCAGGGAAGUGGACUGCCGUGCUGAGGCUACCCCCGAGGUGCCGCUUCACGCCCUAGGGCAGCGUGUGGAGUGCAGUACAACGGCAGGGCUGACCUGUCACAACAGGGAUCAGGUGUCGGGGCUCUGUGACAACUACCAGGUCAGAAUUCUGUGCUGCACCCCCAUCCGCUGUCCAGCCUCUGCUGGUCCUACCCAGACGACCCAUUUGAUAACCUCCAGGACAACGACAAUGGGGACCACAACCUCCUCAGCCCCUGUCACCUCCCCUGACCACACAGAGAGCACGGUGAUGUCAGGUGCCUCUCCCCAUGCACCAGGUCCUUUCCCCUCUCCCUCACAUCCUUCUCCAUCAGCUCCAAGGCUCUCCACCCCUGGUCCAGUUAGUUCUACUACAACUAAGACAACUCUGUCCACUACUAGCCCAACGCCAGAACCAACUUCAGCCACAUCAUCUGUGUCCGUAUCAACUUCAGGGUCCACCAGGCCUUCUCUGGAGACUACCCAUGAAUGCAAACAGGAGCACUGCAGUUGGACUGAUUGGAUAGAUAGCAGCUACCCUGGGCCUGGCAGAAACAGUGGAGAUUUUGACAGCUUCCUAAACCUGAGAGCCAGAGGCUACAAGUUCUGUGAGAAUCCACAAAAUGUUGAGUGCAGGGCUCAGUUCUUUCCCAACACACCCCUGGAGGAGCUGGGCCAGGAUGUAACCUGCAACCGAGAGGAAGGCUUGAUCUGUCUGAACAAGAACCAGCUGCCACCUAUUUGUUAUAACUACGAGAUCCGGAUACAGUGUUGCACAGUGGUGGACGUGUGCUCCACCGCUUCGGCUGCCACUCAUCCUACCCCACAUGAAGUAAGCACGAAAACCAAGACCAAAGGAACCACAAGCUUGCAUUCCUCCUCCACCACCAACACCAGUACUCACACAGCAAUGAGGAACCGGGACCAGCAGGACAUCUCCGGGAUGUGCCUCAACUAUGAGGUGCGAGUCCUGUGCUGCCGCGUGCCUGAAGGCUGCCCUGAUACCUACUGGACUCCCUCUGUGACCACACCCCUCAAGCCCUCAUUUCCAUUUGUGUCACCCUCAUCUGUGUCCCCAUUAUCAUCAUCGAGCCCUGCAGUACAUUUUACCACUCCUUGUGUGUGCAACGUGUCAGGCCAACUAUAUCCUAUCGGAUCCAUGAUCUACAAUAAGACAGAUCUGGACGGGCAUUGUUACUAUGCCUAUUGCAACCUGACCUGCCAGGUGGACAGAGGGGUUAGUAAGGACUGCCCUUCCACCAUGCCAACCCCUGCAACAGCUCUGUCCACCUCCACAUCUCCCAUCGUCCCUGUCACCGAGAGGGAUCGGUGCAAUGUGUUCCCUCCCAGAAUGAAAGGGGAGAACUGGCCCAUGCCUAACUGCUCCCAAGCCACCUGUGAGGGCAACAAUGUCGUCUCCCUAAGUCCACGCCAGUGCCCAGAGAUGAAGGCACCAUCUUGUGCCAACGGCUACCCACCCCUGAAGGUGGAUGACCAGGACGGUUGCUGCCAGCACUACCAGUGCCAGUGUGUUUGCAGCGGUUGGGGAGAUCCCCACUACAUCACAUUUGAUGGCACCUACUACAGUUUUCUGGAUAACUGCACAUACGUGUUGGUGCAGCAGAUCGUGCCUGUGUUUGGACCCUUCCGUGUGCUCAUUGACAACUACUUCUGUGACCUGGGUGACAGUGUUUCCUGUCCGCAGUCCAUCAUCGUGGAGUACCACCAGGACCGCGUGGUGCUGACCCGCAGGCCAGUUGACGGGAUCAUGACCAACCAGAUCAUCUUCAACAACAAGGUAGUGAGUCCAGGCUUCCAGCAGAAUGGCAUUGUCGUCUCCCGUGUGGGUGUUAAGAUGUACGUUACCAUUCAGGAGAUUGGUGUCCAGGUCAUGUUCUCAGGCCUCAUCUUCUCUGUUGAGGUGCCCUUCAACCUGUUCGCCAACAACACAGAGGGCCAGUGCGGCACUUGCACCAAUGACAAGAAGGACGAGUGCCGCCUGCCUGGAGGGGCAGUAGCCUCUUCUUGUUCUGAGAUGGCCGGCCACUGGAAGGUGCCCGACCAGCCUGCCUGCCAAGGGCCUCCUCCAACACCAGCUUCAGUGGUACCCAGUCCUUCACCGACCCCGUGUCCGUCAUCACCACUCUGUCAGCUCAUCCUAAGCAACAUCUUUCAGUCCUGCCACCCUGUCAUCCCUCCCCUGCCGUUCUACGAAGGCUGCUUGUUUGACGCCUGCCACGGCGUGGACUGGGAGGUGUUGUGCUCAAGCCUGGAGCUCUACGCGACACUCUGUGCCGCCAAAGGCCAGUGCAUCCCCUGGAGAAGCCACACCAACAACACCUGUUCAUUCACCUGUUCUGAUAACAAAGUAUACAAGCCGUGUGGCCCAACCAACCCUCACUACUGCUAUAGGAACGACGACAUCAGCACAAGCUUGAUCCUUCAAGAAGCUGGCUCCUUCUCAGAGGGCUGCUUCUGUCCGGAUAACACAACACUUCUCAGCACUAAUGAUUCAGUCUGCGUGCCUUCCUGCCAAUGGUGUCUGGGGCCUCAUGGAGAAUCUGUGGAGCCCGGCCACAGCAUCAGCAUCGAUUGCCAGGACUGUGUCUGCAAGGGCGGCACGCUGACCUGCCAAAGGAAGUCCUGUCCCCAGACCACCUGUCCAGAGCCUGGCUUUGUGCCAGUGCCCAAAGCCCUGCAGGCUGGCCAGUGUUGUUCCCAGUUCAGCUGUGUCUGCAACUCCAGCUACUGCCCUCCUCCUCUGCACUGCCCGGAGAAUUCUAGCCUGCUGGUCGUCUACGAGGAAGGAGCUUGCUGCCCACGACAAAACUGCAGCAGUCAGAAGGGCUGUGAAGUCAACGGGACUCUAUAUCAGCCCGGUGCUGUGAUCUCCUCCAGUCUAUGUGAAACAUGUGUGUGUCAGGCGCCCAGCAAUCCCCAUUCAGAUGUCUUUGUGGUCAACUGUAAGAAUGAGUUCUGCAAUACCCAAUGUCCUAAGGGCUCCGAGUACCAGCCCGAGCCAGGACAGUGUUGUGGGCGGUGUGUGCUGAAGGCCUGCUCCUUUAAACACAGCAACAGCUCUGUCUCCUAUUACCUUCCUGGUGAGUCCUGGCCAGAACCUGGGAACAACUGUGUGACUCAUAAGUGUGAGAAUUUCCAAGAUACACUCACGGUUGUGACAAUGAAGAUGGAGUGCCCCAAGAUCAACUGUCCACUGGGCCAGGCUCAGCUGAGAGAAGACGGUUGCUGCUAUGACUGUCCCAACACCCAGCAGAAAUGCGCGGUACACCAAAGACAGCAGAUCAUCCGUCAGCAAAACUGCAGCUCCGAGGGGCCAGUGAGCCUCUCCUACUGCCUGGGCAACUGCGGGGACAGCACCUCCAUGUACUCCCUGGAGGCCAACACCGUGGAGCACAAGUGUGAGUGCUGCCAGGAGCUGCAGAUCUCGCAGAGGACUGUGACUCUGCACUGUGAUGAUGGCUCCAGCCGCACCUUCAGCUACACCCAGGUUGAGAAGUGCGGCUGCCUGGGCCAGCGGUGCCAUGCUCCAGGGGACACGAGCUACCCAGCAUCCUCAGAAUCAGAGUUCAAGUCCCAGGAAAGUAAGGGACACGGUCAGCAGUAA
Molecule: messenger RNA, 7947 nt
Organism: Microtus ochrogaster (prairie vole)
Lineage: Eukaryota; Metazoa; Chordata; Mammalia; Rodentia; Cricetidae
Gene: Muc5ac
Product: mucin 5AC, oligomeric mucus/gel-forming
Exons: 50
Coding region: 1-7947 (2648 amino acids)
Cellular component (GO): extracellular matrix
Molecular function (GO): protein binding
Source: RefSeq, a predicted model, not a curated record